Purpureocillium takamizusanense is the source of this 2187-nucleotide messenger RNA. RefSeq lists its product as uncharacterized. The record is from RefSeq and is a predicted model, not a curated record. The transcript has 2 exons. The coding region runs from base 1 to 2187 and encodes 728 amino acids. NCBI's taxonomy places the organism in Eukaryota, Fungi, Ascomycota, Sordariomycetes, Hypocreales, Ophiocordycipitaceae.
AUGGACUCCCUCGGCAAGGCGUUCAAGACCGGCUUAGCCAAGGCCUAUGCCGCCGGCCAGCAGCAGGUCCAGCAGCGAGUGUCGAAGCUGCAGGAUCAAUCGAGUUCCUCCAAACCGCCGCAGGGAUACGGCUACGGCGGCGGCGCACAGUACGGCGCUGGCCAUCACAACGCCAACCCCCCCCAGGUCCAGUCGGCCUCGGCGCACGACUCGCCUGAAACCGUUGCCCGGAACGAGACGGUAUCCAGCAGUAACCAUCCGGCUCUCUCAACCGGUGAGGCUGCCAGCUAUGCUCAAGACGGCAUCGGGCAAUUGUCCACCGACUUGGGUAAGCUGAAUGUCAGUCCUCAACCUCCGGGCUCCCAGCCACCGCCGCCAUUGAAGUCCUCACCACGAGCUACGAAGAGGACACUGGAGCCCAUCAAGGCCAAGGGCGAACCAAACGGUGUUGUCCGGUUCUGCUCUGAGACCAGAGUGGUGGACUACGCUCUCGAUUGGUAUCACCUGGAAGGCGUACCAUCCUAUCUCAUCUGUACCCGUUGCCACGCGGAUAAUGUAAAGAAUACCGUCUUGGAGUCAAGUUUCAUUCGCAUAAAGCGACCAGACGGUUCGUCUUCUAUUUGCGGCUUUCAUCACCCACGCGUCAAGGACGUUUUAUGGCCGUCGUCUCUCCGUUCGAACGAUACAACUUCGCUGCGGGCCUUUAUGCAGAAGCGCCUUGACAUCCCUGCCUGCAAAGGUGCAAGCGUCGUCACCGCCGACGAUGGUUUGAAGUGGUUUGGCAUGGCAGCCAACGACAUAGACGGCUUCAUUGCCUGCGAGGCCUGCUACGAAGACUCAGUAGUAGGUUCGAGUUUUGAGACGAGAUUUACGCCAUAUCAACAGCAGGGCCCCAACGACAAGUGGAUCUGCGACAUGCAGAUCCCGUACAUUAUGCGCGCCGCCAUGGACUUUUCCAGACGUAACGACUGGCAAGGCUUCGUGGCAGUCGCGACUAAACGUUGCCAACUGCCCGUCUGCGAGGGCAAGGAGGUCGACUUGAACUCGCUCACGUGGUAUCUGUCGCGACGAGGCAUCGAUAACUUCCAUGUUUGCGAGACAUGCUACCUGGACAAGCUCGCAUAUACAGGGUUCAAGGACGAGUUUGAAGCUCACCCACCGAAAACAGGCUUUGACGCAUGGAUGGAUAUGCUCGGGAAGAGAAGAACCUGCGAUUUGUCAAGCAGCAAGCUGCCAAUAGCGUUCGCUCUUGAAACGGCACUCUUUACAAAAGACUUUGACGACUUUGCACGACGUGCAGCCAAGAUCUCCAGCCUUGUGCCGUGUACGGCAAAUGGGAUCAUACGAGGCAACUGGUGGACAAUAUCCGGUGGAUGCGCGGACUUCAGCAUUUGCGAAGCUUGCCACACGGGCAUCGUACAGGCGCACGAGCUCGACAGCUUUUUCGAGCCAGUCACGCGGGACGCUGAGGCAACGAUAGUCUGCAGCUUUUGCGUCACCAGUCCACGGUUCAAGCAGUACAUGGGCAAAUUUAUCCAGGCAUUCGAUACGGGGAUUUUCCACCCUUUCACGGAUUUCGUCGCCAAGUUUGCGGGGGUCCAGGCUUGUGCAGGUGUCAAGAGUCGGGAGAAGGCGAAGUGGUGGGGAUACCCCGAGGCACUCUUUUGCGAGAACUGCUACCUCAGCUUUGUUGCCGACACGCCGCUGGGCAGUAAGCUCACGUUCGAAGGCGAGUACGACGAGCGUUUCCAGAUAUGUCAAGUCUGGUCGCCUCGAAUGCGCGGCAUGUGGCUGAAGGCAUGUGAGGCCGGGACUCCGGGCUCCGACGAGUCUAACGCCGCUCUCAAUGAGUUCAAAGAGUUUGCAAGUCGGCGACUGCAAGUCUGGAUCCAGACAGUCCCCAGGAUUGAGUUCAUACAGCAGAUGAAACAGAUGAGGAUGAUGAACGCGAUGCAUCAGGGGCAGCUGAGUCUCAUGUACUCGGGCAUGAACAGCAUGGCGGUAUUGAGCGACACCACGGACGGCAACCUGCACGGCAAUAGCUCCAUUGGGUGGUACGAAACGGAACACGGGGCCACGGGAGCGCAACUUUUCAACAAUAUGCAAUCAGGAAUGGCUAACGCGAACCGCGGAGAUGAAUGGGCGGAAGUCUUGCGGCUUUCACAGAUGUGGACUGAGGUUGAAUAG